Messenger RNA from Arachis duranensis, 1208 nucleotides. RefSeq lists its product as uncharacterized. Bases 170 to 1054 code for a protein of 294 amino acids. The transcript is spliced from 4 exons. Lineage: Eukaryota; Viridiplantae; Streptophyta; Magnoliopsida; Fabales; Fabaceae. The record is from RefSeq and is a predicted model, not a curated record.
CUGAAUUCGCAAGAUUCCAUUUCAAAAACACCGAAUCAAACAUAUUGCACGUUUCACAAACAACAAUUCUUUUUCUCACAGACUUCAAGACCAUCACAUUCCUCGCCUUACCUUUUCUCUUCUCAUCCCUCUGAUCUGAAAAGGGAAAAAGAUAAUAGAAAAGGCAUAGAUGGGGAUGGGGACCUGCAGUGGUGAUAUUGCAGAAAACAUGCAUCAAGUGAUAGCUGCUGUUACCAUGGAGGACCACACUUUGAGCAAGAAAAAGGAAGGUGUUGAGGGGUUGAAUUUGAACACUGUGGAGUGCCUCAGAGGGAGGUUAUUGGCAGAGAGACAGGCUUCAAGGGUAGCAAAGGAACAAGCAGAAUCAAUGGACAAAAAGUUGAUUGAGUUAGAAACGAUGAUUAGAGAAGAGAUCAAAUUAAGAGAGAGAGCUCAAAGAAAGCUUAGAUUUCUAACGAAGAAGCUUGAAACUUUGAACAUAUCAUACAUUUCAAUGCAAUCUCAUCAUUCUGAUUAUUCAUGUGAAAACUCUUGUGGGUCAUCAUCAUCUUCAGUUACUUCAAUCUCAAAACAUUCAUCAGAAGUAAAUGAUGAAACAAAGCAUCAUCAUCAUCAUGAAAAAAAUGAAGAUUUGCCAGAAAAUAAUAAUGAAGUAGUUCACAGUAAUAAUAAUGUUACAGAGGAAGCUUCUGCACUCAUACAGAUUUAUCCAUCCACUACAAAAGAUUCUGAUUCAGAGAUUAGUUUUUACAAUUCAAAUUCAAGCUCGGAGGAUUUGAAGAAUGAUGAAAGCAGCAGGAUUUCUAGUAUUAGCUCAAAAUCAUCCGUGACAGAGAAAGAAGAUGAUGAAAAGGGAUAUUUCAUUGAUAAUUCAAUGGCAUUAGUUCCAGUGAAUGUGAUAGCAACAUCACAAGCCACAAGUAAUAGACUCAAACCAGUAAAUCAAAGUGUCCUUGAAGCACUAGAGGCAUUGAAGCAUGCCAAAGAAAGGCUUCAAAGCUCAAUGGAAACUAGGCAAAUGAUUCAUGUUGGUCCAACUCCAACCUAUAAUUAGCCUCCAUAUUUGAGAUAGCAAUAAUGACACUAAUAUUGAGAUGUAUUACAUGUAGUUCCUCUGUUCUUGUAUAUUUUGCCUGAUGAAUAUCUCUUAUUUGGUAAUUGUUUUAGAAGAGAAAUAUAUAGAUAUUGAGAAAAAUAAAUUUGUUUGA